Cornus florida is the source of this 993-nucleotide messenger RNA. RefSeq lists its product as uncharacterized. NCBI's taxonomy places the organism in Eukaryota, Viridiplantae, Streptophyta, Magnoliopsida, Cornales, Cornaceae. The transcript is spliced from 8 exons. The record is from RefSeq and is a predicted model, not a curated record. The coding region runs from base 147 to 692 and encodes 181 amino acids. Gene Ontology annotation, molecular function: RNA binding. Gene Ontology annotation, biological process: formation of translation preinitiation complex.
UAAACCUGGAACACCCUUUAUGGGACAAGUCGAAUUGUGCAGUGCAUAGCUUGAUAACUACGCAGCACGGGUAAUUAGUGAAUCCAUUUUGUUCCAAAUCCGCUUCAGAAAAUCCCUCUAAAUUGUUCCUCUCUCAAUCACUCAAAAUGUUCAAGAAGUUCUCUUCCGAAGAUGUGUCUGCACAUAAUCAAGUCAAGGCAUCUGUGCAACGAAAAAUUCGGCAAAGUAUUGCAGAAGAGUACCCAGGACUGGAACCAGUAUUGGAGGAUUUGCUUCCAAAAAAGUCCCCUCUCAUUGUUGUGAAAUGUCAAAACCAUCUAAAUAUGGUCGUGGUUAACAACGUGCCUCUGUUUUUCAAUGUACGUGAUGGACCUUAUAUGCCUACACUUCGACUUCUUCAUCAAUAUCCGAAUAUAAUGAAAAAACUGCAAGUUGAUAGGGGUGCAAUAAAAUUUGUCCUUGCUGGUGCUAACAUAAUGUGUCCUGGGCUUACUUCUCCUGGUGGUGUCUUGGAUGAUGAAGUGGCUGAAGAAACUCCCGUGGCCAUCAUGGCUGAAGGAAAGCAACAUGCCCUUGCUAUUGGUUUUACAAAAAUGUCAGCAAAAGAUAUAAGGGCAAUCAACAAGGGAAUUGGUGUGGAUAACAUGCAUUAUCUUAAUGAUGGCCUUUGGAAGAUGGAGCGUCUAGAUUGAAUAGGUGCCUUGAGCAACUGCAGUACAAUUCGUGCAAUAUAAAGAAGAAGAUAUCGCCGGAAAUAUAUUCUCAUCCUCGUGCAACAGUUUUCGAGCUAAAGGAUUUCCACCCGGUCCUUUCCUCAUCCUUUUUCUACAAGCAACAUUUUCUCUUUCCGUUCCUUCAUUUUUAUAUGGAGGGCACUUGACAAUCAUUCAAGUUGAGUUUCUGGGUAUUUUGUGUUACAUUCAAUAUGUAAGAUACUAAGCAUUUGAACCAUAUGGGUAAUGAAAUUUGAUAGUUCAAACUGGAUUUUGUUUA